This is a messenger RNA of Pan troglodytes (chimpanzee), 1226 nucleotides long. RefSeq names its product pyroglutamylated RFamide peptide (gene QRFP). The record is from RefSeq and is a predicted model, not a curated record. Gene Ontology annotation, molecular function: orexigenic neuropeptide QRFP receptor binding; neuropeptide hormone activity. Gene Ontology annotation, biological process: behavior; neuropeptide signaling pathway. The transcript has a single exon. NCBI's taxonomy places the organism in Eukaryota, Metazoa, Chordata, Mammalia, Primates, Hominidae. The coding region runs from base 96 to 506 and encodes 136 amino acids.
UCUACGCUGCCAGCCUGUCCCGGGGAAACAUUUUGGUGAGUUGCGCUUGGCCACGUGUGCAGCCUGUCACUCUGCCUCUCUUUCCUCUGGGUCAGAUGGUAAGGCCUUACCCCCUGAUCUACUUCCUCUUCCUGCCGCUGGGUGCCUGCUUUCCUCUACUGGACAGAAGAGAGCCCACAGACGCCAUGGGUGGCCUCGGAGCCGGAGAACGCUGGGCUGACCUGGCCACGGGGCCCCGACCCCACUCCGUGUGGGGUUCCUCUCGGUGGCUGAGAGCUUCACAACCACAGGCCCUGCUUGUCAUAGCCAGGGGGCUGCAGACAUCGGGCAGAGAGCAUGCUGGCUGCAGAUUCUGCUUCGGGAGGCAGGACGAAGGCAGUGAGGCCACCGGCUUCCUCCCUGCUGCGGGGGAGAAGACCAGUGGCCCGUUAGGGAACCUGGCUGAGGAGCUCAAUGGCUACAGCAGGAAGAAAGGCGGCUUCAGCUUCCGCUUCGGUCGGCGGUGAAGGGCCAGGACGCCUUGGAAGGAUUUGCUUCUUGGACUCACCCCCAUUGUCUUCACUCCUGCCUUCUCCCCCAGUCUCAAAGACCACGACACCCAGAUGAUGUAGGCUUGGUUACGAUGAACGAUCCACGGUAGGACAGGUUAGGUGUGUGCUUACUUUUGAUUUCCAACUUUGCUGAAGCGAAAAACUAGGCAGUGUCAAAAAGGAGGCUGUCUUGGAGCCUCGGUCGUCCCAGCCUCUCUCUUCCCCUGGGGCUUUGACUCCGAGCAGCCCCCUGGCCCCAGGGGCACGGAGCUGAGGCUGUGGCUGGGCCAUGAGUGUGAAUAGCAGAGCGAGGCAGCGGGCUGAGUGCUUACAGUUGGGUAAUCAAAGUUGUGACAGUCUCUAUAGGGACGACUGCAGCUGACAUCAGAGUGCAAAUGAGUGCAUUCCACUGGGUACAGAGGAUGGUUCUGAAAGUUAAAAAUGGGAAAAAAGAACCCGAUCCCCUUCUCCAUGCCAUGAGCACAAGAUCCCCCUGGCAAGAAGCCCCUGCUGUGGUUUGACUGCCCCUCUGACCGCAGCCCUUCUCCGCGGCCCAGUGUUAGCCCGGCCAGGAGUCUUCUGGGAGAUGCGUUGGGAAGGAAUCCGUUUUUGCUAUAGCAAGGUUGCAUUUCACAUGUUCAAAAUCGGAAUAUGUCGUGUGUAUCUUUUCAAAUAAAAGUUGUGACAACUGCAAAA